Messenger RNA from Phalaenopsis equestris, 616 nucleotides. RefSeq lists its product as uncharacterized. Bases 191 to 382 code for a protein of 63 amino acids. The record is from RefSeq and is a predicted model, not a curated record. The transcript has a single exon. Lineage: Eukaryota; Viridiplantae; Streptophyta; Magnoliopsida; Asparagales; Orchidaceae.
AAAUUUAACAAUAAGAGCGGUACAAAUUCAUUUCAAUCUCAUUCUAUCCCCUCUCUCUAUAUGCCUCACCCACACCAACGGAAAUCACUCGCUAACUCCGGCGCUCUGGACAUCUUCCCUCUUAUCUCUCUGUCUUUCCUGUUCUCCUUCACCCCCUAUUUUCUCACUUCCUGGAGAGGAAAACGGAAAGAUGUGUUGCCCAGGGAAAGCUUGCUGCUGCUGCUUGCUGCUGAUUCUUUUGAUCAUCGCCAUUGGAUUCAUCUUCGGUUUUGGUGUUUUCGCCAAUGGAUUUGAGAAAAUAAAGCAUAGUUUGCACUACGAUGUACCCCGAGAUGGGGUUUUCGCAGGAAGGCCCUUCUAUUACGCACCCGCACCGUUCUAGGGUUCUUCUCUUCCACUCUUUUUAAGAUCUUGUUUCUAGACCGUUAAAUGCAAUUGCUGUUCUUUUUUUCCAUUUUUUUUAAUCUUGGGUAUCGGCUUUCCCAAGAAAGUUGUUCGUUCUAGUGGCACGUGUUCUCUAAUGGUUUGCGUCGGAUGGAUUUAUAAAUUUUUGGAUUAGAUUUAGGAACAUUUGAGUUUAUUUCGACAUUACAAUUGCAUAUAAAUAAUUUGUAUU